Molecule: messenger RNA, 1668 nt
Organism: Olea europaea var. sylvestris
Lineage: Eukaryota; Viridiplantae; Streptophyta; Magnoliopsida; Lamiales; Oleaceae
Exons: 1
Coding region: 32-1540 (502 amino acids)
Source: RefSeq, a predicted model, not a curated record
CAAAAUCAAGAAUUUCAACUACUCUACGUCAAUGGCGGCGGCGUCAAUUUUCCGCCACCACUUAAGCACCGUCCUCUUUCUCCUCUUCCUGGCCGCUACCGUCACCACCGGUGUCGAGGAAGAUGAACUAGAGUCAAUGCUAGCCAUCCUCCGCGUUCGCGGUUACGCUCUCUUCAGCAAUGCCAUCGCCACCUCCGAUAUCAUCUACGAGAUAUUCAAUAGCAACAGCUCCUUCACAUUCUUCGCUCCAACAGAUUCCAAUCUGUACGCCAUAGACAUGAUCAAUACAGCGUCGGAUUACACCUCUGUCCUCCGGUGCCACGUGGUCCCCCUCCGCCUCACUCUCAAUGAGCUCCGCCGCCUACCAUCUGGUUACGGUCUUGAUACCCUUGUCAAGUACCACGUGAUCAAGGUAAGCCGCCGGUCUGGUAGCCUAAUUUCAGAUAAUGAUGCGAUUAAUUUGGACGGCGUGGAAGUGGUUUUGCCGGGGCUGUUUUACAGCCGCGAUAUUGCGGUUCAUGGUUUGGGAGGAAUGUUGAACUGUUUGAAAACGGGUUUUGGAUCGGGCCAAGAUUCUCCAUCUGCGGCACCGUCUGAACCUCCGAUUUAUUCUCCAGUUAUCAACGGAAUUGGGGCGGCGCCACAUGGUACGAAUUUUGCUGGUUUUCACGAGCCGCCAUAUAACACAAUCGAAUCUCCGGUGCCUGAACCGGCUGUUUUUGGUAGGUAUUCACCGGCAAAUUCGCCCAAAAUUUCACUUCCGCCUGCAGAUUCCUUGAUUAAUCACAGAAAUUUUACUCCUAUUGUCAAUAAUACUGCGGAGCCACCCCUGCGUAUGAAUUUUACAGAGCCGCCAACUUCUGCAUGGUUAGAGAACCUUACAAUCAAACCUUUGGUGCCAGAACCGGCUGUUUUUGGUCCAUAUUCACCGGCAAAAUCGCCUCACUUUUCUCCGGCGAAUUUCUGCGAUAUUGUGAGUAUUUUUUCUCCGGUUAUCGAUGGAAGUGCGCCGUCACCACAGCCGACAAAUAUUACCCGUUUUCUUCAACCGCCAGCCUCUGGAUCCUUAGAUAGUAACACAGUCAAAUCUCCGGCGCCUGAACCAGUAGAUUUUGAUGGAUAUUUACCGGCACAUUCGCCAAAUAUAUCUCACCUCCCCCCGGCGAAUUUUUCCGGUAAUCGUAGCAUUUUUCCUCCGGCUGUCACUGAAAGUAAAGCGCCACCUCUGCCUCUGAAUUUUACCCCUAAAUUGUUAGAUAACAAUACAAUCAAAUCUCCGGUGUCUGAACCAGCUGGUCUUAACGGAUAUCCACUGAUAGAUGCCCCAACGAGCGCUGACAAUUCUCCGGAGUAUUUACCAGAUAAUUCCAUAUCUUUCCCCCCACCCGCAUUGGAAUCAUUGUCGCCAGAGAAAGAAAACGACGAGCUUUCGAUGGUCGGAUUAGAUGACCAGGAAACAGAAAGGGAAAAUCAGCUACUCCAUUCAAUUCCGCUGGAGUGUUUGACUGAGAUGAUGGAAGGGAUGCAAUAUGCAUCAUGAUUAUGAAAAACUUUGGAGUUUGAGAUUUGAUUUGAAAAUUGUUAAUUUGAUUUGGAUUACAAAAUAACACUGGCUUUCAUUUCCAAAUCUUGAUUUUAAUUCCUUUUUAUAGCCUUUGAUUUCAUAGA